This is a messenger RNA of Eimeria mitis, 1428 nucleotides long. RefSeq names its product RuvB-like 1, putative. The transcript is spliced from 9 exons. Gene Ontology annotation, biological process: chromatin remodeling; regulation of transcription by RNA polymerase II; box C/D snoRNP assembly. Gene Ontology annotation, molecular function: ATP hydrolysis activity; ATP binding; DNA helicase activity. Lineage: Eukaryota; Apicomplexa; Conoidasida; Eucoccidiorida; Eimeriidae. Gene Ontology annotation, cellular component: NuA4 histone acetyltransferase complex; Swr1 complex; Ino80 complex. The record is from RefSeq and is a predicted model, not a curated record. Bases 1 to 1428 code for a protein of 475 amino acids.
AUGAGGAUCGAAGAGGUCACUUCGCUUCAACAUGCGCAGCGUGUGGCAUCUCACAGCCACAUCAAGGGCCUCGGACUCUUGCCCGACGGAUCGGCCAAAGAUAUCCAUAUGGGCAUGGUAGGACAACACCAGGCGCGAGAAGCGGCAGGGCUUAUCGUGGAACUCAUAAGGAAUAAACGCAUGGCUGGAAAGGCUCUGCUUCUAGCUGGGCCACCGGGCACCGGCAAGACCGCCAUUGCCAUGGCAAUUGCUCAGGAACUUGGCAGCAAAGUGCCGUUCUGUCCCAUGGUAGCUAGCGAGGUGUACUCCAGUGAAGUUAAAAAAACAGAAGUCCUCAUGGAAAACUUCCGCAGGGCCAUUGGGAUAAAGAUAAAGGAAGUAAAGGAAGUGUUUGAAGGGCAGGUGGUCAGCUUGACGGACGAGCCGGGCGACGGUUUCACUGCUCCUGAGAGUUCAUCACGGAGCGAUCCUCACGAGGAAACUCCUUGUCCUCCCGUGCGGAUCACACUGAAGACGAGCAAGGGCUCCAAAACACUGCGUCUCCACUCCAGCAUCAACCAGGGGCUGAAGAAGGAAAAAGUUGCAGUGGGAGACGUCAUUUAUGUCGAAGCCGCCACAGGUCAAGUGCGCCGGGUCGGGCGAAGUGAAGAAUUCGCCGGACAGUUCGAUUUGGAGGCUGACCAGUUUGUGCCAGUUCCCAAAGGCGACGUCCACAAGAAAAAGGAGGUCAUACAGGAUGUGACUCUCCACGAUUUAGACGCAGCCAACGCCAAGCCCUCUGGAGGCGCUCCGCUGGCUUCUCUCUUAGGACAUUUCUCCAAGCCGCGGAAGACGGAGAUUACAGAGAAACUCCGACAAGAAAUUAACAAAGUCGUCAAUAAGUAUCUUGACCAAGGCGUUGCUGAACUGGUGCCCGGGGUCCUGUUUAUUGAUGAGGUGCACAUGCUGGACGUGGAAUGCUUCACAUACUUAAACCGUGCUCUUGAAAGCCCUUUGUCGCCUGUCGUCGUCGUCGCCACCAAUCGGGGCGUCUGCACUAUACGGGGAACGGACGUCAUGAGCUCGCACGGGGUGCCUGUAGAUCUACUGGACCGCAUGUUAAUUGUCCGUACACAGCAGUACUCUAAGGAGGAAAUAAAAGAGGUUCUAGAUAUUCGCUGCCGUGCAGAAGGGCUGUCUUUAAGUCCUGACGCUGCCGAGGUGUUGGCGUCCGUCGGAGUCCGCACGUCGCUGCGCUACGCAGUGCAUCUCCUAACUCCCGCUGCCAUUCUGGCCCGGGCAGAUAUUACGGACGAAGGCUAUGACAACGCAGAGCCAGGCGAACCAGUCAUUCAGCUGCGGCAUGUCCAAGAAGUUGACUCUUUGUUCCAGGACGCAAAGACGUCCUCAAAACGCCUUGCAAGAGAGGCCGAUUUUUUCAUUCAGUAG